GCCCAGCAGUUCCUCCUUCCCUCCUCCCCCUCUUCCUCGGUGAGGUGCUCCUCCAUCAGCCAGCCAGCAUGGCGGCCGUGGAGACGCGUGUGUGCGAGACGGACGGUUGCAGCAGUGAGGCCAAGCUCCAGUGUCCCACCUGCAUCAAGCUGGGCAUACAGGGCUCGUACUUCUGCUCGCAGGAAUGUUUUAAAGGAAGCUGGGCUACUCACAAGUUACUACAUAAGAAAGCAAAAGAUGAAAAGGCCAAGCGAGAAUCUGUGUCUUCCUGGACUGUGGAAGGUGAUAUCAACACUGACCCAUGGGCAGGUUAUCGAUAUACUGGUAAACUCAGACCACAUUAUCCACUGAUGCCAACAAGGCCAGUGCCAAGUUAUAUUCAAAGACCAGAUUAUGCUGAUCACCCUUUAGGAAUGUCUGAAUCUGAGCAGGCUCUUAAAGGUACUUCUCAAAUUAAGUUACUUUCAUCUGAAGAUAUAGAAGGGAUGCGACUCGUAUGUAGGCUUGCCAGAGAAGUACUGGACAUUGCUGCUGAUAUGAUUAAACCAGGUGUAACUACUGAAGAAAUAGAUCAUGCUGUACACUUAGCAUGCAUUGCAAGAAAUUGCUAUCCUUCUCCCCUGAAUUAUUAUAAUUUCCCAAAGUCUUGUUGUACUUCAGUGAAUGAAGUGAUCUGCCAUGGAAUUCCAGACAGACGGCCCUUGCAAGAAGGUGAUAUUGUUAAUGUCGACAUCACUCUUUAUCGCAAUGGUUAUCACGGGGACCUGAAUGAGACGUUUUUUGUUGGAGACGUGGAUGAGGGAGCUCGGAAACUGGUCCAGACCACAUAUGAGUGCCUGAUGCAAGCCAUGGAUGCAGUGAAACCUGGUGUUCGUUACAGAGAAUUGGGAAACAUUAUUCAGAAGCAUGCCCAAGCAAAUGGAUUUUCCGUUGUUCGAAGCUAUUGUGGGCAUGGAAUCCACAAGCUUUUUCAUACGGCCCCCAACGUACCCCACUAUGCCAAAAAUAAAGCAGUUGGAGUGAUGAAGGCCGGCCAUGUGUUUACAAUUGAGCCAAUGAUUUGUGAAGGCGGAUGGCAGGAUGAAACCUGGCCGGACGGCUGGACAGCAGUGACGAGAGACGGGAAACGGUCUGCCCAGUUCGAGCACACCCUGCUGGUCACGGACACUGGCUGCGAAACCCUAACCCGGCGACUCGAUAGCGCGCGGCCUCACUUCAUGUCCCAAUUUUAAUUUGUCCCGAGAUGGCGCAUCUCAGUGAUCCCUUCUGGCUGUACUCUGCAUUUUAUCGAGAGUACAGGAUGGAAG
Molecule: messenger RNA, 1307 nt
Organism: Kogia breviceps (pygmy sperm whale)
Lineage: Eukaryota; Metazoa; Chordata; Mammalia; Artiodactyla; Physeteridae
Gene: METAP1
Product: methionyl aminopeptidase 1
Biological process (GO): proteolysis
Cellular component (GO): cytosol
Molecular function (GO): metalloaminopeptidase activity
Source: RefSeq, a predicted model, not a curated record